This is a messenger RNA of Oldenlandia corymbosa var. corymbosa, 1563 nucleotides long. NCBI's taxonomy places the organism in Eukaryota, Viridiplantae, Streptophyta, Magnoliopsida, Gentianales, Rubiaceae. The record is from the annotation of a GenBank genome assembly.
AUGAGAGUGGAAGAAGCAAUCAAAGCAAGCAUGUCUUGUAAAUCAUGGUUAAGUGCGUGGACCACCGGACCCAAUUUGGAAUUUGUUUUCGUUAAGCACUGUGGAUUUCUUGAAGUAGCGGAAUUCUUUGGGUCAAAACCACUGCCGCAAAAAAGAAGGCAUGAAAUUUACAGAGAGGGGAUAAAGUACCAACAGUUAUUGGAACACAUCAAUACCACACUUAGAAGGUACCAUCCCGAGAAGCUCCCUAUCCAGUCUUUUAAAAUCCAUCCCUACCGCUUUGAAGAUGGACGUACGCCUGAUUUUCUGGAGGAAUGGGUCCAAAUCGCUUUGCAAAAAGGUGCCAAAACACUGGAUCUGGGCUCUUAUAGCGCUCAGUUGCCCUUGCCCGAAUUAGUUUUGGUGUCGAAAAACCUCGUAGAAUUACUUCUACACAACUUCGUUUUGUUCAAACUGGACAUACAACAUUGUCAUCAGCUCAAGCGACUGCAUUUGCAUCAUGUAAAAUUCGCCGAUCAGUUAGCCUUUGGAAAUCUGAUGUCGAGUUGCGAGUCCAUUGAGAGUCUGGAGUUUCGGAACUGCGAGCUGAAUCUGUACGAACAAGACAUAUUUCAUCGUCAACAACAACUAAAACGGCUAGCUUUGCAAUUUUCAGAAGUAGAUGAGUUCACGUUUGGAAAUCUAAUGUCUUGCUUCAAAUCGGUUGAAGAUUUGGUGAUAUGGCGGGGUGCCGGAAUGGAGGAUUUUGUUAUUCCUGAGCUCCCAUGUCUCCAGAAAUUAUCCCUUUAUGGAUGUCGGCUUACUUUAUUACAUCCUUGCCCGAAUCUCAACCAUUUAAGACUUGUAUCCGUCAACGUCACCAACACUUUCUUUCAAGACUUGGAUAAUAACUGUCCAAACCUUAAGUACUUGUACCUCUAUGUUACUGGUGAUUGUAGCUUGGACUCGAUGAUGACGAUCAAAAUCUCAAGCUCUUCGCUGGAAAUACUACGUCUGAAUACAUACCAUGAGGAGAUUUUGGUUCAUGCUCCAAAUAUGAUUAGAUUUGAGUUUACAACGUCUUCUGUCCGUGGUGUACCCAACCUAUAUAUUACGGGUUCCUCAAAUCAAUGGACUUCUCGAAUUGAAGUUCGAAGUCCAAAGGUAUUGGAUCACUCCUUCUACAAAUUGAAGAACUUGGUUUCAAAUAUAAGCCAAUCGAAAAUUUCUUUCCUGAAAUUCAGGACCCUUUCAGAAAAGGUCAUCUUCGAUAUCAAUGAGGUAAUGGAUGAUAUGCCUUUUAGUCCUCCUUAUAUCGAACAUUUAUCUUUGAGAGGCCGUUGGGAUGAGAACCGGCUAACUUGUCUUUUGGAUGGGAUUUUUUGGUGUUGUCGUCCUAAAACCUUAAGCCUGUCAUGGUCUUAUGUUCAAGGGAGUGACCCCUUCGUGGAUGUAGUGAUGAACAUUCAACGCCAGAAUCAUAAUCAAAAUGGAAGGAAGUUGUGGGCGAAUGAUCUGAAGCAGGUCAAAGUUGAGGCAACUCGUUAUGAUGACCGUACCUACGUGUUAGAAUGGGGAAAAUGA